AUGGCCAUAGCUAUCAGCCCAAGCAAGCUGCGUUCGAAAUUCGACAUAAGGUCUCUACUUACUAAGAAUGACCGACUGAUAUCGAAGAAGCGAAGGCAUAUUCAGGAAAUCGAGGACAACCCGCCCCCGACCCCUCCGAAGGACCUACCGUUCAAGACCCGUUGCCGACAGAUCGAGAGCUGGCAACAAAUCUACACUGCCUAUCAGUUCUCUCACCUCGCCCGAGAGCCCUCCGAGGAUUCAUCUGUGUCGCAUGAGGAAAGGACCGAACCGCUAAACGCGCUUUUCCUCACGCGACAGCUUCGGCCAUCCCAAUCUAAUCUCGAAAUGAGCGUGCCCGGGACACAGCUGGAUACCGCGUUGCCUCCUACCCCACCCAAGGGUGUGUACCAGCCUUCCACGCACACGCACACCUAUCCUGCACCAUCGCACAUCCCAAUGGCAACCUAUCGAUUGCCAGUGGCUAGAGGUAGAGUGUUGCCUGACCGGCGCGCCGCAUCAUCCCCCGAUGAGAUCGAGAUGAAACGUAGGGAGGCAUUACUGGCUAAAGAGAGGGAGGAACAACAAGCACGCAAGGAAGAGGCCGAGCGCCAAGCUCGCUUGAAGCAGCAGAAGGAAGAGGUAUUGAGGCGAUUCAUGGAAGAAGAGCGUCAGCGUAGGGCAUCACUGGAGGGGGAACUGCGCAAGAUCGCCGAGGAACGGAAGCGGAAGGAGGCAGAGGAGCGAGAAGCGGAGGAGCGCAGGAAGAUGAAUGCAGAAGAGACGAAGAGGAUAGCGAGGGAGAAGCGCAUUCAAGAAACCCGUCGGGCACAAGCAUGGAGGGAAGAGCAGGUGAAACGUGCAAAGGAGGCCUCCAGUAUGAAGGAGAGACAGCGUCGACAGCUCUUGCAAGAGCGACGGGCAAUGGCGGCUCAGCUGAAGGCUAAGGUCAAGAUUGAGGGGAACAGUCGCGUGGUGCUGACAGGAUGGGUUACGAUCCAAGCAGAGCAAUGCGCAGCGUGGAAACGACGAUAUUUCCAGCUCGAUGAACAUAUGCUCAACCUGUUUAAAUCUCCUGAGGAGAUUUCACAGCCUACGGAAACGGUGAACCUCAAGAGCGUACGACACAUCAGGGAGUGGCGGGAAGGUUAUGAAGAACUGGAAGGAAUUCCACACUCCUUUGCCGUCGAAUUCGGAGGUGGACUGGAGCCCUGGUCUAUGUUCGCCGACAGUGCCGAAGACAAGGAACACCUUGUCGCCCUCAUGAGUGAAAGUACGGCUUGA
Messenger RNA from Fibroporia radiculosa, 1263 nucleotides. RefSeq lists its product as uncharacterized. The transcript has 3 exons. The record is from RefSeq and is a predicted model, not a curated record. The coding region runs from base 1 to 1263 and encodes 420 amino acids. NCBI's taxonomy places the organism in Eukaryota, Fungi, Basidiomycota, Agaricomycetes, Polyporales, Fibroporiaceae.